AUGACCAUCACACUGUUGAUCACAUAUCUGCUUCACGGAGGCAUUCAGUCUAAUGAAAAUGGGACCUUUGGAAAGGUGUGGAUUUUGACUGCCCAGCUUGAUUUCAUAUUAGCAGGCACUCAGUUGGGAGGGGACUACCAGCUGUUUCAGGGUGCCAUUUCUUUCACAGUACGUUCAGAUGAGAUACUUGGGUUCCAGAAAUUCCUUCAGAUGGUGAAGCCUUGCUGGAAACAAGAAGACGGUUUCCUCAAAGAUUUCUGGGAACAAGCAUUCAACUGUUUUUAUCCAGAUUGCAGUGCGCCCAUCAAAGCUGAUGGAGUAUGUACUGGGGAGGAACAUUUGGAGAGCCUUCCUAGGACAUUUUUUGAAAUGAACAUGACUGGCCAAAGCUACAGUAUCUAUAAUGCUGUCUAUGUGUUGGCACAUGCUUUGCAUGCUCUGCGUACAUCUAGAUUCAUCCAAAGAGAAAGGGUGUAUGGCAAACAAACUGAACUUCAGGAUCUCCAGCCUUAUCAGUUAACAUAUAAUAUGGGACCAACAGUGCCACCCACUUCUGUGUGUAAUGACUACUGUCCCCCUGGUUAUCACAAGAAGAAGAGGGAAGGGGAGAAAUUUUGCUGCUAUGAUUGUGCUCCAUGUCCAAAAGGAAAGAUCUCAAACCAGAAGGACAUGGAUGACUGCAUUGUGUGCUCAGAUGAUCACUAUCCAAACAAAGACCAAGAUCAGUGUUUUCCCAAGAUGGUAAGCUUUCUGACUUAUGGAGAACCACUGGGGAUCAGUUUAGCCUCUCUGGCAGUCUCUUGUGCUGUGAUCACCGCUUUGGUUCAGGGAAUUUUCAUUAAACACAAAGAUACUCCCAUAGUCAAAGCCAACAACCGCAAUAUCACCUACACUCUCCUCAUCUCCCUUCUCCUCUGCUUCCUCUGUUCUUUGCUGUUUAUUGGACAACCUAGGAUGGUGACCUGCUUGCUCCAACAAUCUGCCUUUGGAAUUGUCUUCUCACUGGCUGUUUCUUGUGUCUUGGCCAAAACUGUCACUGUGGUUGUAGCUUUCAUGGCCACCCAACCUGGAUCCAGGAUGAGGAAGUGGAUAGGAAAGCGAGUGGCCAACACCAUCAUUCUUUCCUGUUCUCUUAUUCAGACAAGCAUUUGUAUUGUGUGGUUAGGAACAUCUCCCCCAUUUCCAGAUUUGGACAAACAGUCAAUUACUGAAGAGAUCGUAGCAGAAUGUAAUGAAAGUUCUUUUAUGUUUUAUAUUGUGCUAGGCUACAUGGGACUUCUGUCCCUCAUCAGCUUGACUGUGGCUUUCCUAGCCAGGAAGUUGCCAGACAGUUUUAAUGAAGCCAAGUUUAUCACCUUCAGCAUGCUGAUCUUUUGUAGUGUUUGGGUAUCUUUUAUUCCAGCCUAUCUGAGCACCAAAGGGAAGUACAUGGUAGCUGUGGAAAUCUUCUCUAUCUUCGCUUCAAGUGCAGCAUUACUGGGUUGUAUUUUCUCCCCUAAAUGUUACAUUAUUGUCCUAAGGCCUGAACUUAACAAUAGGGAACUGAUCACAAAAAGAAAGAAUUAA
Molecule: messenger RNA, 1566 nt
Organism: Gekko japonicus
Lineage: Eukaryota; Metazoa; Chordata; Lepidosauria; Squamata; Gekkonidae
Product: vomeronasal type-2 receptor 26-like
Exons: 4
Coding region: 1-1566 (521 amino acids)
Biological process (GO): G protein-coupled receptor signaling pathway
Cellular component (GO): membrane
Molecular function (GO): G protein-coupled receptor activity
Source: RefSeq, a predicted model, not a curated record